Molecule: messenger RNA, 3555 nt
Organism: Stegostoma tigrinum
Lineage: Eukaryota; Metazoa; Chordata; Chondrichthyes; Orectolobiformes; Stegostomatidae
Product: succinate--CoA ligase [ADP-forming] subunit beta, mitochondrial-like
Exons: 11
Coding region: 7-1398 (463 amino acids)
Biological process (GO): tricarboxylic acid cycle; succinyl-CoA metabolic process
Cellular component (GO): succinate-CoA ligase complex; mitochondrion
Molecular function (GO): ATP binding; succinate-CoA ligase (ADP-forming) activity
Source: RefSeq, a predicted model, not a curated record
CGGACGAUGGCGGCGGUGACGGUCUGCUUGUUUGUGGCUCGGCGAGGCUGUUGCUGCAGCUUUAGGGUUAGUCGCCCCUGCGGCGGGGACACGGUGUUUGGCAUGGCUUCUGGCUUGCUUUCAGUCCAUGGUAUACAAAACGUUCAGCGACAGCAGAGGAACCUUUCCUUGCAUGAAUACAUAAGUAUUGGAUUGCUAAAGAAUGCCGGCAUCUCUGUACCCAAUGGGAAAGCUGUUUCUACACCAGAUGAAGCAUAUUUUGCCGCCAAAGCAAUUGGUUCGAAGGACCUUGUUGUAAAAGCACAAGUGCUAGCUGGUGGCAGAGGAAAAGGAGUAUUUGAAGGCGGACUGAAAGGGGGAGUCAGAAUUGUUUAUUCUCCAGAGGAAGCCCGGGAUAUUUCUUCAAAAAUGAUUGGAAAGAAAUUAUUUACUAAGCAGACAGGUGAGAAAGGACGGAUAUGCAACCAAGUGUUUAUUUGUGAGCGAAGGUACUCUAGAAGAGAGUAUUACUUUGCAAUAACACUGGAAGGAACAUUUCAGGGGCCAGUAUUAAUAGGCAGUUCAGAGGGAGGAGUUAAUAUUGAGGAUGUAGCAGCUGCAAACCCUGAAGCAAUUGUCAUGGAACCCAUUGAUAUAAUGGAGGGCAUCAAAAAAGAGCAAGCUGUCAAGCUUGCACAGAAAAUGGGAUUUCCAGAUAACGUGAUAGAAGAUGCAGCAGAGAAUAUGAUCAAGUUAUAUGAGCUGUUUAUCAGAUACGAUGCCAGUAUGGUUGAGAUUAAUCCCAUGGUGGAGGAUGCCUCUGGGAUCGUGAUGUGCAUGGAUGCAAAGAUCAAUUUUGAUUCUAAUGCUGCCUAUCGACAGAAGGAUAUUUUUGCCCAGCAGGAUUGGAGUCAAGAAGAUGAACAAGACAAGCAAGCAGCUGAGUUUGGUCUCAAUUACAUUGGAUUGGAUGGAAACAUUGGUUGUUUGGUCAAUGGUGCAGGGCUAGCUAUGGCUACAAUGGAUAUCAUAAAGCUUCAUGGAGGAAACCCUGCCAACUUUCUGGAUGUAGGUGGUGGAGCAACAACCCAUCAAGUAAAAGAAGCCUUUAAACUUAUAACCUCAAACAGAAAUGUACUUGCUGUUCUGGUAAAUAUAUUUGGUGGCAUCAUGCGCUGCGAUGUAAUUGCUAAAGGUAUUAUUCUGGCUGUGGAGAACUUGGAUUUGAAGAUUCCAGUAGUUGUGAGAUUGCAAGGUUCUAAAGUUGAUGAUGCUAAAGCACUGAUUGCUGCCAGUAGUCUCAAAAUCCUGGGUUGUGAUGACUUGGACGAAGCUGCAAAAAUGGUUGUAAAACUUUCAGAAAUUGUGUCACUGGCAAAGGAAGCUCAGGUGGAUGUCAAUUUCCAGCUGCCAAUUUGAGACAUGCGUUGAAGAAAUAAUUUCAUUUGAUAUUCACAAUUGCGGUAUACUCUUAAAAUGGUUUUUUGCUUUUCCUUUCUCUUUUUGAAGAGGCUAUAUUACUCAUGUUACAAUACUGCACAAAAUGUGAUGUUGACUUGUUAGCAUGGCGUUCACAGAUAUUUUGUUAAAUGUUACAUCUCCAAAUAUUCAGGAAGAGGCAGGGUUUGGAUGUAAUCCAGUUUUUUUUAAAUAUCACCUAUCAAUUAUUUAAUGUUUGAAUGUAUGUUACCUGGCUGUUUAAAUCCAUUGAGCACUGUUGUGUUGGUAGAUCCUGCAACAUAUUGAGUGACUGAGCACUUAAUUUCAAUUGGUCUGAUAAUUUUUGUAACCUAGCUUUCAACAAAGAGCUUUGCGCUUUUCAGUUUGUUGCACCAUUAAGUAUGUCUAUGCUCUCAUUUGAAAAGCACUGGAUGUUUUAUGGGAAAGCAUUUUAUGGACCAGUUACUAAUUCAUUAAUUACUAUCCUCUAACCUUUACGUAUUCCUCCACUGCAACAUGCAUCUCACCACAAGUGAAUCUAUUAUUCGUAAAUGCAUAACCAAGUCACUCCAUGUCCAUAAAGCAAUGAAUUCAAACUUGAAGUAAUGAAUGAGUUAAUCAUAUUGAUUGGAGGGAACACAGUCCUUUCUACAACAGAAAGUUUUGUUCAGAAGUGUUUGCUGCUAUAUUUUAUUUGACAUGGUAAACCACAAAUCAAAAAUUAGCUCAUUAAAAGAAACACGCACAUUAAAUUCCACCCUUGCAUAUGUAGCAAGGUGAUUCUGUAAUAUGUUUAAGCCUUAUAGGCUAUAGUUGAAACAUUUAAAUAUGUAUCUUGAAAAUCUUGUUAUUGUAGUUAAUAAUAAAAUAUACUUCCAGUGAGAACUUGCUUGGUAAGUGGAAUUUUUGAUGAGGAUUAUUACUAAUCUGUUCAGACUGAAACAUACAAAAUUUUUAAUGUGUACUUUAUUCUGAAAUAUAAUGUCGGAGAUAAUCUAUAAGUUAAGAAAUUGAAGGGAGGGAAGAACUCAAGAAAAUUACAAUCAUUCAGGCAGUGUACUGAACAAACUGUUGGAGCUGUGGGCUAUUUUGUCUCCAGGGUCUGAUGAACUUCAUCCUAGGAGUUUAAAAGAUGUCUCUAGUGAGAUAGUUGAUGCAUUGGUUCUAAUUUUCCAAAAUGCCUUAAAUUUGGGAAAGGUCCAUUGAAAUAUAACUCCUUUCUUCAAAAAGGGAAGGAGAUGGUAAACACGAAUCUACAGGCCAGCUGGCUGAACAUCUAUCACAGGGAAAAUGUCAGAAUCUUAAUUAAAGGUGUUAUAGCAGAGCACUUUAAGGUAAUCGGGUAGCGUAUGCAUGAUUUUGUGAAAUGAAAAUCAUGUGUAACCAAUUUUUUGGAGUUCUUUGAGGAUGUAGCAAAACUGUGAAUAACGGGGAACCUGUGGUUGUACUUGUACAUCCAGAAGGCAUCUGAUAUGGUGCCAUACCAAAAGGUAUUGCGGAAAAUAAAAGCUCAUGAUAUAGAGGCCAGCAUAUUGGCAUGAACAGAAGAUUGAUUGCCUAACAGGAAACUAGAUAGUAGACAGAAAUAGGUUAUUUUUCCAGUCGGCAACGCAUGAUGAAUGUAUGGUGUGUCAUCAUGAUUAGUGCCGGUGUCUCAAUUUUUUUUAUACUUUAUAUAAAAUGACUUUCAUGAAAGUACUGAAGGUUGGUUUUUGUGUUUUCUGAUGAGACAAAGAUAGGUAGGAAAGUAAGCUUUGAAGAGGACAUAAGGAACCUACAAAGGGAUAUAGUUACAACUGCGUGGGACAAAGAUCUGACAAAUGGAGUGUAAUGUGGAAAAAUGUGAAAUUGUCCAUUUUGGUAGGAAGAAUAAAAAGCAUGUUAUCUGAAUUUGAUUGAAUCCAAAGCUCUGAGAUGUACUCGUUCUAGUUCAUGAAUCACAACAUGCAUUGGCAGUAAGAGGUGAUCACAUUCACCUCGCAUCAACAUGGGUUUCCUCUAGGUACUCCGGUUUCCUCCUACAGACCAAAGUUGUGCAGGUUAGGUGGAUUGGCCAUGAUAAAUUACCCAUCGUGUCCAGAGAUAUGCAAGCCAGCUGGAUUAGCCAUGGGAAAUGUAGGGUUACAGAUAUAGGGU